Messenger RNA from Cheilinus undulatus (humphead wrasse), 3503 nucleotides. It is a transcript of the gene gprc5bb, whose product is annotated as G protein-coupled receptor, class C, group 5, member Bb. Gene Ontology annotation, molecular function: protein kinase activator activity; G protein-coupled receptor activity; protein kinase binding. The transcript is spliced from 4 exons. Bases 345 to 1610 code for a protein of 421 amino acids. Lineage: Eukaryota; Metazoa; Chordata; Actinopteri; Labriformes; Labridae. The record is from RefSeq and is a predicted model, not a curated record. Gene Ontology annotation, cellular component: signaling receptor complex; plasma membrane; extracellular exosome. Gene Ontology annotation, biological process: G protein-coupled receptor signaling pathway.
GGACGGAGGGGAGACAGUAAGCGAGAAGAGUGGCAGCAGAUAAAUUUGACUAUGUGGGUGUGUGAAGUAUCAAGGCAUGCAUCAUAAUUGUGGAUUUUUUGCGGAGCAGCCGGUCAUGUCCCUGCAGCAGGAGGACAUUAAUGGCGUUCUUUUUAUAUUUUGAAACAGAGCUUUGAACGCUGAAAGCAACAAAAGAUGAAAACGGUUUGGUUUCUGCUGCCUGGAGGAUUUCAUCAACUGGGAGUAUAAAGGAAUUUUUGAAAAGUUAAAGGGUUGAAGAGUGGAAAAUGUUGAUGCCUUUUGAUUGUCAAUAAUCGGGAUAUUGAGCCAAGACUUUAUUUGAGAUGGCCGUCAGCCCCAUCAUCCUCUGCCUUCUGCCUCUGAUCGGAUACGGUUGGGCCCACCCAUCUCCCCCUCCUCCCCGGGGAUGCAGCGUUGAUGUUGACCCACCUUACAGAGUGCUGUGUGACCUGGAGUCAGUGUGGGGCGUGGUUCUGGAGGCCGUGGCCUGCUGUGGUGGCCUCAGCUCCCUCGUCCUCGCCGUGCUCCUACUGGUCAGGCUGCACUCCAUCCCUGAGCCUUCCCGGCGGUCCGGCUUUGGGCCUCUCCUCCUGCUCCUAGGCACACUCCUGGGACUCUUCUCCAUAUCACUAGCCUUCCUCGUGGGCAAGAAUCAAGCCCUCUGUGUGGUGCGCAGGGCCUUCUGGGGGCCCCUCUUCGCCCUCUGCUUCUCAAGCUUGCUGGUUCAGGGAGUGAGGCUCAGGAGGCUUGUGGCUGGACAGACGAGCCCCUCAGGCAGUUCCCUCGCAGCUCUGGGUCUGGCCCUGGCCCUGGUUCAGGGGAUCAUCUCUGCUGAGUGGGUCCUGCUGACUGUAGUGAGAGAGGGUCACCCAGCCUGUGAAUAUCCACCUUUAGACUUUGCCCUGACCUGCAGCUACACCCUUGGGCUGCUCCUCAUAGCUAUGGGGCUCUCUCUUGGAGUGGUGCUUUGUGGAGGAGAGUUGGGGGUUGAGGGAGCAGGUGGGGGUGAAGAAGAUAGAGAAGGAGAAAAUGAAAAACAGAGAUGGAAGUGUAACGCUGUCUGGCUCUUCCUGUCAAGUUUGGCAUCAGCACUGCUAUGGGUGGCCUGGCUGGGGUUUUAUCUCUAUGGCAGCCAGAUGCUGAGGGGGAAGGGGAAGGGGGAUAGGUUGGGCGGAGGAAAGAGGGAAGAAAAGGUGCUGGAUGAGCCUGCGUUAGCAGUGGCCUUGGUCAUCCAGGGCUGGAUCCUGCUGCUGUUCCACGCCAUCCCAGAAACGUACCUUUGUCUUCGGAAACCUCCACUGUCCAACACACAAAGUUUCUUCGAUACCAGUCACCCGACCUCACCUCCACCUUUUGAAGAUGAGCACCCUGCACACUCGCACCGACCCUUUCAAGAAAACCAGGCCUUUUCUAUCGAGGAGCACGGAGAAACUCUCCGAUCUGGAACAUAUCACAGUAACCAGGGCACAGCGCGACCUGGCAUCGCCUUCAGGGGUCACGUCUACCAACCCACUGAGAUGGCUCUGGUCAUGAAUGGGGGAACUAUGCCCACGGCUCCAAUAAACUAUACUGGGCGACGGUUAUGGUGAAACGGGACAAGACUGAAGAAUACAAUGAUGGUUGAUUUCCUGUUGCCUUUGAAAAGGGAGGAAAUAUUCAAGGCGCUACAUGUCACACAGAAUGGGUUUAUAGGAACUAACUGUGUCUGAUAUAUAUUUGUGUUUCUGCACAUCUGUUUGGAUAGGAACAAAUCUGGAUGGUAUUGAUAAAGUGCUGCUGAAUUUCUUGAUGAUGUCUUUAAGGCAGGCCAGUCAUUAAAUCGCAAGUGACCCAUAUUCCUCUUUUUUUCAUAAAGCGAGGGUUUACAGUGCAUUAAUACGAUCAAAUCAGAUCAGAAAACAAAGUCUUAAUUUUCAUUUGUAAAUACACUAAAGAGGAGCAUUUAUGGAGAGCUUAAGUUAUAUCAUAAGACGUAUUUAUCAGGAGAGAGAGAGCUCAGAGUGGCAGCUGAAUAAGCUGCUGUCACACCACAAGAAAGUAAAGAUGAUUCAAAUGAGAGGUAAACAUUGGAUAUGUGCUUUAUUUAAACUACAUUUUCAUUGUCUUUGGUAUACACUGGAGCUUGAAUAAAAUACUGUAUUAUGUUUAUGUAAAUUACCUUCAUACGCCCACACAGCCUGCUUGGCCCCUGUAAUUCAUGCUGGAAUGACCAAAAGGACUCAGUGUUUUUCUCCAGCUUGUUCUCAGUGCUGUCGGGCAGUUUGGCGGAUUUCAAUGUCAUACAUAUAACAGAGUCUGUAGAGAUCUGUUGGAUUAUCUGACAAUGUAAAAGGCUAAAGUGGAGUAUACAGCUCUAGAAUUACUCAUUUUUAAAGCAAGCACAUUAUUAAAAGCCAUUUAAUACUGCUAAACCUAUGGAGCAGUAUGUAGAGGUUGUAAUUUUGCACUUUAUCAGCGCUGGUUAAGUCUGGUAAUUGUGAUAUUUGAAAUGUAUUUGAGAUUAUUUGAGAAGCAUGUAAAAGCACAGUUUAUAGGCAAUGUUUUUAGUCUUAAAUAAUGUAUUCUGAGUGUUUUCUAGUAUUUUGAUAUACACAUAAAUAUGUCAGAGAUGUAGUUUUAGUGUUGAGCUCCAUGUUUAUCGCUGACAUUGUAAACGUCAGUAGACAAAAACAUUUGAAGUGCCCUAAAAGUAGAAAUUUAGACAUUCCAUACUCGGUGAACGCUGGAAAGCUCAGGAACAACAGCUUAAAGGACCAUUUUUGUCCACAAUUAACAGUGAAUUAUCGCUGAACGUUUCUAAAAUACGCUUUGAAUUCAACAAGGCCAUUAAUCAUUUUAUACACUUGAUCUGAGAUGUUUGCGACAUCACAUCAGGCUCUUUAUGCAGGUUCACAUUUAGAUUAUGUAUAAAAAUGACUGAAAAGUCCUCUAUAUAGUGAAUUGAACUAGAAAGUUAAACACAUUUGUACUGUUCAUAUGCAGUGCAUUCAUAAAGUUCUCAGAAAGUUGUCACUUUUUGCAGCCUGAUGCUUCAGUCAAAAAAAUAUAAAUAUAUGUUUUCAUUCUCAUUGGCCUACACUCAGUGCCCCAUAAUGAAAAAGUGAAAACAGAAUUCUAUUUUAUUUUUUUUGCAAAUUUAUUAGAAAUAAAAAACCUGAAAUAUAACAUUGACAUAAUUAUUUGGACCCUUGAGUCAUUUGAAUAUGACACAACAAGCUUUGCACACUUGUACUGGAGGAUUUUCUGACGUUUUUCUUUGCAAAUCCCCUCUAGCUCAGUCAGGUUGGAUGGGGACCAUCAGUGAACAGCCAUUUUCAGGACGUUUGACAGGGUUCAUGUCAGGGCCCUGGCUGAGCCACUCUAGUACAGUCAUAGAGUUGUCCCUACUCCAGUACUGUGUUGUAGUUGUUGUAUGCGCAGGGUCAUGGUCAUGUUGGAAGGUGAACCUUCAGCUGAGUCUGAGGUCCUGAGUAGGGCUGAAC